This is a messenger RNA of Zingiber officinale, 1104 nucleotides long. RefSeq lists its product as uncharacterized. Gene Ontology annotation, biological process: regulation of DNA-templated transcription. Lineage: Eukaryota; Viridiplantae; Streptophyta; Magnoliopsida; Zingiberales; Zingiberaceae. The record is from RefSeq and is a predicted model, not a curated record. The transcript is spliced from 5 exons. Gene Ontology annotation, molecular function: sequence-specific DNA binding; DNA-binding transcription factor activity. Bases 41 to 985 code for a protein of 314 amino acids.
CAUAGGGGCCGCCAAGUUCACUUCACCUCUCAGUCGAAUCAUGGACUCCACAUCCAGCUCCGCGUCCUCUUCCCCUUCCCCUUCCCCUUCCCCGUCACGCUACGGCAUAGUGGAGAUGGAGCUGGACGCGGCCGUGGCCCUGGCGAACCUGGCCGGCCAGGCGGCUGCCGUCGGGACCAGCACCCCAACUCAGGACAACCCCACUCAAGGUAUCUGCUCUUCUUCUGCCGCCGCUGAACAUUCCUCUGACAUGGCCGGAUCGAGUAGCCUCAGGCCAUCUACCAAAAGAGGAACUAGGCAAAGCAUGACACAGGCAGAGAAGGAAGAGAGGAGAAUGCGCAGGGUAUUGGCCAACAGGGAGUCGGCGAGGCAGACCAUUCGCCGGCGCCAAGCCCUCAGAGAUGAGCUCACCAAGAAGGUGGCUUAUUUACGACUGGAAAACGACAGCAUGAAGCUGAGGUUGAAAAGUUGGUUUCUGCUAAUUUUUCUGACCAUUCUGAUUGAUCAUUGGAAUUGGUUGCAGGAAAAGGAAUUGGCAACGCAAGAGUACCUUUCUCUUAGGGACACAAAUGCAAUGCUAAAAGAGCAGAUUGCAAUCACUGUGAGAGGUGAAAUUGACAUAAACAGCGCGGCCACGGAGAUGGAACCAUCAGAUCAGCAAACUGCAGCUGGAUCCGUGAGGCCACUUUUUGUGCCAGCUUGUGCUUGGUUCCUUCCAUUGCCUCAUGAAGGUUCUACAGGAAUUGGCAGUAGUAGCAGUUUGACACCAUGUCAGUCAGCGGCAGAAAAUGAGAAGGGACCAAGAGGCGAUUUGCAGGUGAAACUGGCAACGACUGAGGACGAACAGUAUCAGGAUGCUGGCUCCCGUCAGAUUCAGACCCCUGAUGAAGUCCUUCAUAAAGUGGCAACAGCAAGUGCAGCUGCAGCAGAAGCAAGGAAGAGGAGGAAGGAGCUCACCAAGCUAAAACACCAUUACGCAAGGUAGAGAGAAACAGUCAAUCACAGAAACCAGUUGAGUUUAUUUAGGUAGCGAGUUUGUAGCAGCUGCAUGUAAAAUUCUAAUGUCAAAGAGAAAGUAUCAUAUAUUUGAGAUGUUUGCGUUUA